AGGUGCAAAGCUAACUGCCCACUUCUUAGCCUACUUGUCCACCUCGAGAUAUAGCCAGAAAUGUAUUACACACAAGUGUGUAAGAUACAUAUAGCAUAACGUAAAGGAUAUGAUAUCACUGAAUUAAAACACACGCCUCACAAAGAAACGCUGCUCCCCAGCGCAGGUCACUUCAGCGGUCAUGUCAGGAAUUAAAAGGAAAAUAGAAGGCAACGACCCCGACUACGACGACAUUUCGCUUGUUCAAAAUAGUAAAAGAAACAAAGCGGCUGAGCACAAUGCCCGAGAAGCAGCAGUUCAGAAGAUUGAAACCAUCAUCAGAGAGCAGUUUUCUUUGGAGAUGAAGAACAAAGAGCAUGAGAUAGAUGUGAUAAGUCAGAGACUCAAUGAAGCCAGGAGGAUGAUGGACAAACUGAGGGCGUGCAUAGUGGCUAACUACUAUGCCAAUGCUGGAAUAACAAAGCUCCCCGAGCAUGUUUCUAAGAGUGACCCCGCCGUGCUGAACCAUCCGGCCAUCAGGCGGUUCUUGGAGUCCCCGUCCCGGUCCACGUCCCCUCUCAACCAGGGCUCUGAGACUCUGUCCCUGCCCCACUCGGAGUCCGGAUCCCUCUCUCAGCAAGGCGAGGGAGCUGAGCGGGAUGGAGAGGGGGCGUGGAGAGAGGACGGCAGCAGGCAGGAGCGCAGGCCAGGGCGCAACACAGGCAAGGACACAUUUGGCGUGCCAUUGUCCUUAGGAGAAGAGCAGAGGGUGACCUAUCACCCAACUGGGAACGAAGCAUCUAGACUCUAUGCUAAGAAGACAAUUGUAGUGGGGAACGUGUCCAGGUACAUUCCCCCAGAUAAGCGUGAAGAAAAUGACCAAUCCACCCAUAAGUGGAUGGUGUACGUCAGGGGCUCCAGGAGGGAACCCAGUAUCGACCACUUUGUGAAGAAAGUCUGGUUCUUCCUGCAUCCCAGCUACAAACCCAACGACCUAGUGGAAGUCAGUGAGCCACCCUUCCACUUAACACGUCGCGGUUGGGGUGAGUUUCCUGUGAGGAUCCAGAUCCACUUCAAAGACCCCCGCAACAAACGCAUCGACAUCAUCCACCAGUUAAAGCUGGACAGAACAUACACUGGGCUGCAGACACUCGGGGCAGAAACUGUGGUUGAUGUGGAGCUCUAUAGGAACUCUCUUGGCGAGGACUACAUCCCCCAGGCCUCCUCCUCUAAGGCGACUCACAGAGUAGCCAGCCCCACGUUGGCCCCCUCCUUGGCUCAAAGUUAUGGACCUUCCAGUUCUCCCAUCCCACAUGAUACCAGUGUAGACAAAGGUUUAAUCAAAGCGGAGGUAGGAAGGUCUGUAAGUGGCCACAGCUCCGGCCUCCCUGCUGGUGAACGCACUCCAACCCGACCCAAGGCCGGCGACAGGAUCAUUCUCGGUUCCCAUGGCAACUCUGCCUUCCAGCCGAUUACAGCAAGCUGUAAGAUUGUCCCACUCGGACUACCCCCAAGUCCCACCGAGUCUCCCAGUAAAUCGUUCCAACCAAUCACCAUGAGCUGUAAAAUUGUUUCAGGGUCUCCCAUAUCCACCCCAAGCCACUCGCCGCUGCCUCGCACACCAGCCACCCCCACUGCCCACAGCAAGCAGAGCUCCUCGUCUGUCCUUAACAACCCUUACAUCAUUGUGGACAAGCCUGGCCAAGUGAUCAGCAUGGCUUCCUCAUCCGCUGCCUCCACAGGAAGCCCCUCAUCCAAACAGUCCGCUGCUCAAGGCACUCGCUCUCCAGCCCCCAAAGUCCACACGGGCACCUUCCUGUCGUCGGGGAUGAAGGUUAUUAUCAAGCAGGAACCAGGGGAAGUUUCAACACAUCAGCAGCAGAUGGUUUCCACAGUAACCAGCCAGCAGCAACCUGCUACUACCGCAACACACCAGUUUGUCACAGUGAAAGGAGGUCACAUGAUCUCCAUGGCGACCCAGAAACCGGCAGGAGGGGCCCCAGGGGCAACAACCAGCAAGAUGUUAGGCAUUCCUGUCAGCUCUACGCUCCAGUCGGCAGUCAAACAGGUGGCCAUCAGCAGCGGACAGAUUGUGGUGGCCAAGGGCAACCCUUCCGUCUCCAAGGUGAUGGGUGGGAAGCAGGUUUUGGCUCAGGGAGUCGCUAAGGCCAUCGUCAGUGGAGCCAGUGGCAUCUCUGGUCAGCAGGCUGCUGCCAAGGCUGCUGGUGGUCCGAGUGGAAAGAGUGGAGUGAUGGCCACUCUUCAGCUGCCAGCCAACAACUUGGCCAAUCUAGCUAAUUUACCUCCAGGCACCAAGCUCUACCUGACCACCAACAGUAAGAACCCUUCAGGGAAAGGCAAGCUGCUUCUCAUCCCACAGGGAGCUAUCCUCCGUGCCUCCGGCGCAGGUCAGCAGUCCCAGAGCAGCUCAUCGGCAGGUGCUGGCGCUCCACAGACCUCCACUUCCUCCUCUUCCUCCUCCAGCAGUCUGCCUUCUAACCUCUCUUACACGUCAUACAUCCUUAAACAGACCCCACAGGGUACGUUUCUGGUUGGCCAGCCAGCACAGGGAUCGGGGAAGCAGGUUGGUUCGAGUUCGGCAGGUCAAUCAGCAUCAACUCCAGCGACUGUCACCCAGCAGGCCAUACGGGUGACCGCUGGACAGAAGGCGGCUAUCGUGGCUCAGGUGGUGGGCGGCUCCCAGGGUGCACAGAUGAAGCUGUCUGACGGCUCCGUUAAGACGGUCACGGCAUCUGCAGCGGGCCACUUGUCCAAGCCGGGGACGACCACAUUGAGGAUGACAGGCGGAGUCAUCACCGCCGCUAGUUCCACCCCCGGCUCCGUCAGUGCUGCAGCGGCCAGUCAGCAACAGGCUGCCGAUGGCGUCAAGUCGGCCUCUCCGCACCACUCGCUCCUGGUGGCAGCCAACCAAGCGGCCGUGAUAAGCGCAGCCAAGAGCGCCGCCGCUGCCGCCACUGCUGGAGGCAGCCUGUCAAAGAUGGCUGUGGCCACCUUGGUCAAGGGUGCUGCAAACUCAGCCACAGUGCCAAAGAGUGCCGCGGGCUCAGCGGGAGCCGUGGUAACGGUGGCCAAAGGCGUCGCCAACAUGCCUGUCGUCGGCGUGUCCAAGGGCGCGGGGGUGGGCGUGGCCAAAAGCAGCGCGGCGUCACUGGCUGCCUCGUUAGUCGGCGGGAUGGCUGCGGCAGGAGGAGGAAAGACGCCCGCGGCCCUCUCAGGUAUGCUGAAGAUCAGUUCCGCAGGUUCCAGCGCCCAACAGACGGUCUUAACCAUCCCUGCCAACCAGCUCAAGCAGCUGGGGGUGGGCACCGCGUCUGGGGGCGUAGUCAUGCCCGUUGGGAAAGUGGUGUCUAAAGGCCCCGUUGCCAGUACUCCGUCCUCCUGGUCUUCCACCACUCCUGGAGCAGCUGGAGCCUCCCCAUGUCCCGCCAGACAGGCGUCCCCCUCCCCUGCCCUGCCUCUGGCCCAAGUGAAGACAGAGCCAGGUUCCAGCACAGCUGUCACAGCUGUUCCCUCCCCCCCGGUGACUGCUCCCGUCGCCACAUGCGUCAGCGUUGCCUCUGCAGUGAAGCAGGAGCAAGGGGCAGAUAACGCAGCACACGACCUCAUCAACCCUGAACACAUAGAGACGAUGAUGCAGCUGCUGACAGCGGUGAUAAAGAAGUUCCCCCUUAUUGUUCCAGAGAAGACUGAGGACUCCCAUCCAUUCUGUGCCUCUUCAACAGAACAGUAUUAUUCCUGGACUAUUGGCAAGCGCAGAGCAUCAGAGCUCCAGCGAGCGGUGGCAGUGAAGCGGGUCGUCCAGGAUGUGUUGGACCGCUCGCCCCGCCUGCAGGCCCUCACCCCCCCGAAGACGAGAGAGGUGGCGCAGUGGUGUCGCCAGAGGGGCUACACGCCGCCGGACCUGGAACCCCAGCACGUGAACGACGACGAGUCCAUCGAGGACAUCCUCACUCAGAUAGAUAACGAGCCCGAGUGCCCGGCGACCCUGAGCAGCUGCGACGAGCUGGUGCUGCGGCUGGAGCAGAUGCAAGCUCUGCUGAAGACUGAUCCGGAGGAGGUGGACGACAAAAUAGUCGACAUUGUGACUGUGACCCCUCCCUGCCGGAAGCUGAAGGUCAAGGAGGAGGAGCAAGAGGCUGACUCGGAGCCGAAGUUCUUCUUGGGCCCCUGUGCUUCCGCUCAGUUCGUCAGUGAAACGGCUCAGCAAAUUGGGGUAACCUUCCAGCCAGUUGAGGUGGAGAAAAAUGUGUUCGCUCCGGUAGUGGAAGCCAUGAUUCUGAAGGCUACCGAACAGUUUGCCAGCGACGUCCUGAGAGAAGCUCUGGCUGGGGCCUACGCCAAAUCCCCUCCGAACAGGGCGCCAAGAGAGAUCACAGCUAUGAACAUCCACCAGGCCGUCAGUAGCAUCCCCACCUGUGACUUCAUCACCAACACACACAUGGGUUACCUGUCGAAUGGCAAUUGAGGCCUAACAUUGACUGGUAACUGACUCACUACAAGUUGUGAGGACUGACUGAACUCCUCGUUACCAUAAAGAGACUGUGGGAACGGACUGUGUGACGGUUCACAUCUGGAUGUAGUCCUGUUGCAUCAGGUUGUGCAGUUAAAACUAAUGUACUGUAUUCACUGACUUAAUCGUAGAAGGGCUCAGCUCGUUUUUCCACAGCAACCGCUAAACUGUUUCUAAUACCCAGAAUGCACGGUGACACGUCGAGAAGAGGCUCCGUGGGACUUUUGAGCCGCCGUUGCGCUCUCACUUAACCCAUAACAAGUGUUUCCUGCUAGACGGAGCACUCGUCACCAGGGGAAAAGGACGACAUCAGACAGCUGUUCGCUGCCUCGUUCUUCACCCUGCUGGCGCAGAUUGGGUUUGACGACACAUUUGCAACCGGUUGGAAGCGCUAAUGAACAUCGGGGUGUAAGAAUCAAUCGCACCAACGGCAAUGUUGGGUGGCUGCUUUGGGCAAAGAAUAGAGAGAUUCUUUGAAAAAGUGCCAUUGCUAUGGCAACCGAUGCUCUGUCACUGCGAGUAUCUUUUGAUGAUAUUCAGUGUUACCUGACAGAAGUAAUUAUGGAACAUUGUUGUUUUUUUUGUUUUGUUUUACAGGCUCUUCGGAAGAGGUGACUGAUUUUUUUUUUUUUACAUAUAUUUUUUUUAUUGAAUACAGAUUAUGAAGGGUUCUGAAAAAUCCCAUUUUCGCUCUUAACAAGAAACGGCUAAUAGUCUAAUGAAAAAAUCACACUGUCGCUAUGAAUUCAGGACGUCAAUCUCAAUAUUUAUCUUGUAUCCGUCGUGAUCCGGUUCGAUAGCCAGUUGAAAGUUGUUUUACGUGUUCUGGUUAACUACCAUGAUGUAUCAAUCAUGUGAGGUGCACUGUGUAUAUUACCACGAUUUAAUAGAUGGUGUUUUCCAAUCCUGUUGUAUUUUUAUAUCUAAUAAUAACCGCAAAUAUUAAUGUGUAUGGAAAUGUGUGAACAGUGGAUCUAGUAGUUGUCACACAAGUUAAUUGGAUGGUAACUGAGGGCCUGUGUCUGUGUGUGUUUAUGUGUGUUUUGUCAGCUGAUGUGUAGUGUUGGUAAUUGUUUCAUGUGGAGCUUUGCAUUAUGUUAAUGUGUCGAUGAGUGGAUGAGUAGAAGUAUUUGGCUCGAGUGGUUGUGAUGCCAGUUCAACCAAAUAAGUGUAGAUGGUUACACGAGCAUUGUAUUUUCGUGUUUCAGUGCAAACCAAAAACAUAAUCAAUAUUCUUGUAAUAAAUAACGAAAAAACUCCAGCUGAGUUAUUUCUUGCAAACGAGAGUCAACUUGAAUUUGUUUUUGUUCACUUUGGAAUGUUUAAGAAAAAAACAGUGAAACUAUAGCCAUGCUAGAUUGGUUCAAUGAGACUGAUGUUUUCAAUAUCUGUUAAUGUUAAUAAUGAAUUUCUUCAUCUCCCCAGAAAUAAAACAUGUGUACUACUUCUGAAUCAAAUAGAAAUUUUUCUAGCACCACAAAAAUGUUCCAUUUAACUCAUCUUAAACCAAACAAUGUGAGAGUUAGUCACCUCUUCAACUAACAGAAAGUGACAGCUGUUUUCUAUCCUUCUGCUGCAGAAGGUUGUCUGUUUGUGGGCCUUUUUUUAAACUCAGGGACCCCUUGACAUCUGGACCAAAUAUCAACAGAUAUUUGAGGAAGAACUAACUGGAUUUCAUUGGUUAAAAGUCACUGUGACCUCACAGACCUCAUUCUUUGUAUUCUUAUUAGGACCGUAUUGCUCAAAUGAGUAACAGGAGGCAAACUGCCUGGUUGGUGAAGGCAUGCAACCAUGAGGUGAUGACUUUUUUUUUUGUAAAGACUAAUAACACCCAGAACAGCGAGACUCUGUGAAUAAAUCCAGCUGAGAGCCAGGUGACGUCUCAUAGAAAGUGUUAAGAACAUAGUAUGCUUUUAUUGUAAUUUCAAUGACAUAUUUCAUGUAUUUUAAUAGAUUUGCAAAAUUACAGAAUGGAUAAUACUUUCUCAAAAUAGUAAACUAAUUGAAUACUGAGGAAAUAAUUAACUUCUAGCAGAACACCAAAGGGCCAAAGAGCAGUCCAAGUUAACUCAUUUGACCAAACAUUUCACUCACUAUUCGAGCAAAUUCAACAAUAUGUACAAUAAAGGACAAGUCAGCAGGUACACAAACACAAGUCCACACAUACAGACUUAAAAACAGACA
Molecule: messenger RNA, 6694 nt
Organism: Pungitius pungitius (ninespine stickleback)
Lineage: Eukaryota; Metazoa; Chordata; Actinopteri; Perciformes; Gasterosteidae
Gene: yeats2
Product: YEATS domain containing 2
Exons: 30
Coding region: 182-4465 (1427 amino acids)
Biological process (GO): regulation of transcription by RNA polymerase II; chromatin remodeling
Cellular component (GO): ATAC complex; NuA4 histone acetyltransferase complex
Molecular function (GO): histone binding
Source: RefSeq, a predicted model, not a curated record